AUGGCGCCUUCCAUCGGUGCUAUGUCCGCCUACCUUGACCCAGCGCUUUGCGCGAACCCAUGCGGCCAAGGCGGCGCAAUCGAACUUUGCGCGAACAAUGCCGUUAAUGCUUGCAGUGGUUGUCAGAUCGUACAGUACUGCUCUAAGGAGUGUCAGAAGAAGCACUGGCCACUCCACAAGGUCACCUGCAAGUCUGAACUCAUGAAGACGUCUUGGAAGCCAGAAUGGCAUCGAAACCACCGAAUACCGGUAUUCAUCAGUGACAGAACACCACUUGCCAUGUUCGGAACGAAGAAGUACCUCUGGGGCAACAUGCCUGCUCUCGACAUCCUCAACCUCAAGGACAACGAAGGCGACACUGACCUCAAUCGUGAUCUUGCACUUCUUUUUGCAGCGUCUGGAGACCCUCGAAACAUCUUCAAGACCGUUGCUGGCCUGCCAAUCGGCUGCAAGAGUAGGUGUCAUGUCACCGUCAACGACAUGGACUUCGACAUCGUUGCCAGGAACGCCAUCAUGUUGCUUAUCGCUCUCCACUACGAGCCAGAAGAGGCCGUUCCUAUGAUCAUCCACUUUUGGUACUCAGCUCUGCUGCCAGCCAUGAUGGUGCAGUCUCUCCAGGCUAACGUUCUUCCUUUGAUUGAGGAUGUUUGCGGUAAGAUUGCGAGUAAGGCAUCGGACGCUCUGCAAGCAAAGACGUUCACCAUCCGCGGCCGCACUUUACGCCUUGUGCUGAAAAAGCAAGAGUGGUUGCGCCUGGGUACUUAUUUCGAUGUUCCAGAAGGUCUCAGCGCAGGUGAUGCCGAUAGCCUCCGUCGCGAAGUCACUCUGGCCCCUUCCAGGGUGGACUACCGCGAUCGCGCCAUGCUGAACUGGACCCCUACCCUUCGUCAAUGUGAGGAGCGGUUUCGUAUGACAGGUAUUCUGCUGCCAUACGGUUGCUCUCAAGGACCUGAUUUUGACACACCCAACCCACUCCGACGACUGACAAAACAUAGGACCUUCUUCCAGGAGAAGGACUGGCCCAUGAUGGAUAGCGCGUGUCCGAGGGAGGGCUGGGAUUGCGCUGAGUACACAAAGCAUGCACCGAUUGCCAAGGCUGAUACAUAUGGCGCCCUGUUCUUCAUGCUCCGUGAUCUGCUCCUCAGAUUCUGCGAGCGCGUCCACAAGGUCAAGAUUUCUUUUGAACUCUUCUGCAUCAAUGCCGUGAAUAUCGGCAACCACACGGGUACGAGGCGCUUCGACCGCAUCGAGAUCUCCAACAUCUGCGACCGCGGCUACAUCGGCCCUCAAGCUUGCUUCAUGGCAUUCUCUCCACUUCUGAAGGACAAGAGCGCAAACUCCAAGGCCUCAAUGCUGAUGCUGUUCCUCAAUGCCGUCAAAGAGAUUGACCACACCAGCAGCGACACCGUGAGCAAGCAGCUGCGCAUGAGCAUGGCCAUGAAUCGCACGCGGAAGUAUCUCCCGAUACACAAGUACACCCCACCAACAAGCUAUGGCGACCCUGACCUGAUUCGUCGCACGUCGUGUCUUGACGCCUUGACAGACUAUAGUGGAGUCUUUGAGACCUUCUUGAGGGAUGAGCUCAUCGCUGAAGGGGCUCGCGCGAACGGUUUGAAGAUCAAGGACAAGCACACCAUCGUCGAGCCCUGGCCCUACAAGGUUGGUAUGCGCGCUACCAAGAAGGAGUUUGACAUACUCGUCGCUGGAUCUACUUCUGGCUACGAGCGAUACAUGGAAGUUGAGAAGCUCUAG
This is a messenger RNA of Didymella exigua CBS 183.55, 1752 nucleotides long. RefSeq lists its product as uncharacterized. Bases 1 to 1752 code for a protein of 583 amino acids. The record is from RefSeq and is a predicted model, not a curated record. The transcript has 4 exons. NCBI's taxonomy places the organism in Eukaryota, Fungi, Ascomycota, Dothideomycetes, Pleosporales, Didymellaceae.